This is a messenger RNA of Neltuma alba, 954 nucleotides long. RefSeq lists its product as uncharacterized. NCBI's taxonomy places the organism in Eukaryota, Viridiplantae, Streptophyta, Magnoliopsida, Fabales, Fabaceae. The record is from RefSeq and is a predicted model, not a curated record. Bases 1 to 954 code for a protein of 317 amino acids. The transcript has 4 exons.
AUGAGUUGCUCAUUAGAGAAGAAUCCGAGGAAAAAGUCCACCCCAUUCUGCCCACUUGAAGAUCUGGUCGCCUUGUCCGGUUCCAUCGCUCAUAUCCAGAACUCAGGAGUUGAAAAGGGGGAAAGAAAAGGAACUAGCUUGACAAAGCCUACUUGGACAAGUAUUGGGGACAGCUUCACUACAAAGACUGGGAGAGUAUAUACGAGAAUCCAAUUAAAGAACAAAUUUGAUGCCCUGCGAAAGGAGUGGCAAUUAUGGGAUAGGCUGCUCUGUGAGACAGAAGUUCCAGGCUACAAAAAAUUUAGAGAAAGAGGGCUUCAAUUUCGGGCUGAAUUGACUCAACUCUUUGGGUCUGUAGCUGCAACUGGACCACAGUCAUGGGUACCUUCUUCCAUGACACUUCCAAGCGAAGGAGUUCUUGAAGAUGAUAUGGAAGAAGGGUCUGGAGAUAGUGAUGAAAUUUUGGGGGCACCAACUGGCAUAAGUGGGGAGUUUAAUUCGGUCACAUUUAAUGACAAUAGUGGAGGAAGUAGAGGCAACACUAGGAUGAGACAGGAAACCAUUCGUGAAGGUAGAAGCACAGGUCUAAGUAGCUCAUUAGGGGUUAGAAAAAAAGUUGAAUCCAUGAAGAAGAAACCCACUACCACUAUGAAAAUAGCAGAUGCACUAACUAGGAUAGCUCAAGCAAAUGAAAAUGAUUCUCAGCGUGAACAUGAAGAGAUUUCAAAAGCACGUACUAGGAAGCUAGAAGAAGAGGCACGUGCUUAUGAGAUGUCAAUUGCUGGAGUCAUGGAGCACCUUAAUGAAGUUGAUGAAAUUGUUGAUGAUCCUGAUCUGUUUGGCCGGUGCACAACACUCCUUAUAGACAAGCCAAUUGCAAGGGAAAUGUAUGUGGCUUUGAAGAACAAGAAGGAAAAACUCUUGAUCUUCUUGAAGCAUGCAACUAAGGAUUGA